GCCAUGUUCCAGCACACGGCAGCAGGUGGAGGAGGCGCUGGAGGAGGAAUGGGUACCACUACCCAGACAAACACAAACAUUAUCCAGCCAGCCGUUUUCCAGCACACGGCAGGAGGUGGAGGAGGAUCGGGCGCUCCCGCAGCCGUUACGCAGCCUCCUGUGAUUGCAAACAGCACAUCGGGUGGCAGCGGUGAUGGAGGAGGACUCUCUGGUGCCUCCGGUUUUGGACCAGCGGGCAACAACGGUGCGGUCCUCUCGCAGAACGCAUUCUCUGCGUUAAGCAGUGCACAGCCUGCUGAUGGCCAGAGAGAUGGACAGCAGAGCCUUCUUGACGUUAUAGCGGAAGACAUGGCAACGUGGGAAUCUUCUGGACAGUGGAUGUUUUCGUGUUACUCUCCUGAGACAGGCAAGCCUAAUGUUCCAGGCUUUGGAGAGUUCUCGGCUGAGGAGGUGCGCCUGGAGUAUUAUAACUGCAGUGCAAACAACAACACUGGCUACUACAUCAACUCUGUCAAUCAGUUAGUGCAGCAGUGGAGAAAGAGGCUGCAGGAGCUGAAGGCUUUAAAUGGCUCGGGAAAAGCAGCGAUGCAGAAUGGCGGUGGAGGAGGAGGAGGAAUGGGUGCUGCUACCCAGAGAAACACCAACCUUAUCAGGCCAGCCAUGUUCCAACACACGGCAGGAGGAGGAGCAGGAGCAGGAGGAGGAGGAACAGGAGGAGGAAUGGGUGCUUCUAGCCAGACAAACACCAACCUUAUCCAGCCAGCCAUGUUCCAGCACACGGCAGCAGGUGGAGGAGGAGCUGGAGGAGGAAUGGGUACCACUACCCAGAGAAACAAAAACCUUAUCAGGCCAGCCAUGUUCCAGCACACGGCAGGAGGUGGAGGUGACGUUAUAGCGGAAGACAUGGCAACGUGGGAAUCUUCUGGACAGUGGAUGUUUUCGUGUUACUCUCCUGAGACAGGCAAGCCUAAUGUUCCAGGCUUUGGAGAGUUCUCGGCUGAGGAGGUGCGCCUGGAGUAUUAUAACUGCAGUGCAAACAACAACACUGGCUACUACAUCAACUCUGUCAAUCAGUUAGUGCAGCAGUGGAGAAAGAGGCUGCAGGAGCUGAAGGCUUUAAAUGGCUCGGGAAAAGCAGCGAUGGUAAGUGUUGAGGAAAGUGACGUUAUAGCGGAAGACAUGGCAACGUGGGAAUCUUCUGGACAGUGGAUGUUUUCGUGUUACUCUCCUGAGACAGGCAAGCCUAAUGUUCCAGGCUUUGGAGAGUUCUCGGCUGAGGAGGUGCGUCUGGAGUAUUAUAACUGCAGUGCAAACAACAACACUGGCUACUACAUCAACUCUGUCAAUCAGUUAGUGCAGCAGUGGAGAAAGAGGCUGCAGGAGCUGAAGGCUUUAAAUGGCUCGGGAAAAGCAGCGAUGGUAAGUGUUGAGGAAAGUGACGUUAUAGCGGAAGACAUGGCAACGUGGGAAUCUUCUGGACAGUGGAUGUUUUCGUGUUACUCUCCUGAGACAGGCAAGCCUAAUGUUCCAGGCUUUGGAGAGUUCUCGGCUGAGGAGGUGCGUCUGGAGUAUUAUAACUGCAGUGCAAACAACAACACUGGCUACUACAUCAACUCUGUCAAUCAGUUAGUGCAGCAGUGGAGAAAGAGGCUGCAGGAGCUGAAGGCUUUAAAUGGCUCGGGAAAAGCAGCGAUGGCUUUCCUGUGA
This is a messenger RNA of Gallus gallus (chicken), 1707 nucleotides long. RefSeq names its product nucleoporin 42 like 4 (gene NUP42B1). The transcript is spliced from 15 exons. The record is from RefSeq and is a predicted model, not a curated record. Bases 4 to 1707 code for a protein of 567 amino acids. Gene Ontology annotation, molecular function: nuclear export signal receptor activity. NCBI's taxonomy places the organism in Eukaryota, Metazoa, Chordata, Aves, Galliformes, Phasianidae. Gene Ontology annotation, cellular component: nuclear envelope.